Messenger RNA from Arthroderma uncinatum, 1035 nucleotides. RefSeq lists its product as uncharacterized. Bases 1 to 1035 code for a protein of 344 amino acids. NCBI's taxonomy places the organism in Eukaryota, Fungi, Ascomycota, Eurotiomycetes, Onygenales, Arthrodermataceae. The record is from RefSeq and is a predicted model, not a curated record. The transcript has a single exon.
AUGUCCCCAGACGCGCUGCCAUCAGGCAGCAAAGGAGCAUCUGUUAAUGAGCCAUUCUCGGAUGCAUCGAGCUCUUACUGGUCCGAAGGGUGGAAUUGGGCCCGCUUUAGCGACCCUGACGCCAAUAUCAUGGCCUUGCCGGAAGACGAAAGAACCAAGAUGAUGAGUGGUUUAAAGGAGAUUCUGGGUGAGGAAGGUGUGAGAAGAAUGCAUAUUUAUAUACGGCGAAAGCGGGAGAGGUUAGAGGACAAAAAGCUACGGGAACAGGGCGUUCCUCCGCCUAAAUACGAUGCGCCACAAUUCCUUAAGCAAUGGAGAAAAGGCUACUCUAAUAAUACCCCUUGGGGGUUUGUUGCAUUCCGCACCGUCUUAUAUGAUGACGAAGAGAAAUGGGCUCAAUUUAAAGAUCGAGUUCAUCAGAUCCUACAUCUGGCAUUUGAUAAAGUAGUUGGGCACCACAGGGGGCAUGAAUAUGAGGAGGUCGCGAAGGCAAGGAAGUGGUUUACUCUUCAUUGGGUGGAGGAUAAGGGGCUCGAUGGUGCCACUGAAGAGACUCUUCGUGAGUGGUAUGCGAAUGCGAAGACUGAUGCACCCACAGGUAUGGGCUAUAACAUGUUCUUGUGUACCUGUGCGGAGGCCGUUGAGUCUGUUUUUUCCAACGAUUUUCCAACCAUCGACUCAUUCAAUUGGCGCGACGAUGCUCCGUUCCUACUCGUUGUUAUGGAAGUAACCGAAGUAAAUCCUCAUGAUGAGGAAGAACAUGACCCUGAUGACCCUCAUACCGAGAGAAACUGGUAUAAAUCCGUCUUCAAGGUCCCCAUAGAGAUCGUUCCCGAUGAACUCUGGGGCGAAAUUGACAGCGAAAUCUUCCCGCAUACAAGGCUCACGAGAAACGUUAAGGGAUGCAAUCAACUACUAGGAGGCAAGGUGCCUAACAAUACCCCCAAUGUGGAUGGCUUAACCGAGCUUUGGUGGGGGAUGUCAGCGUCGCCCAAGAGCAUUAGAAGGAGGCAUCCAUACUUAUUUUCGGUUUGA